Coregonus sp. 'balchen' is the source of this 22163-nucleotide messenger RNA. NCBI's taxonomy places the organism in Eukaryota, Metazoa, Chordata, Actinopteri, Salmoniformes, Salmonidae. The record is from the annotation of a GenBank genome assembly.
AUGAGAACUGCCGAGGAGUCUUCUGGCACGGUCCUGCACCGUCUCAUCCAGGAGCAGCUCCGUUACGGGAACCUCACAGACACCAGCACCCUCCUGUCCAUCCAGCAGCAGGCCCUGCGUGGAGGCAGCAACAGCAGCGGAGGAGGAGGGGGUACCGGAUCCCCCCGCUCCUCCCUGGAGAGCCUGACCCAGGAGGAGUCCCAGUUCCUCCACAUGUCCACCAGACAGGAUCCCCAGGGCCAGGAGCACAAGGGGGACCACAACCACUGUGAGAGUGACUCCUCCGUGUGUCGCCUCUACCAGCUCCACAGACACGGAGAGGAGCUGCCCACCUAUGAGGAGGCCAAGGCCCACUCUCAGUACCUGGCCUCGGUAGGGGCCCAGUGGGGUCAGCCUCAGCUUGGUCUGGGUCUGGAGGUGAUGGAUCACCAGGGAGGGGGAGAGGGCCAGGAGGACCUGAAACGGAAGCACGCCCGGAGCCUCAGUGAGCGUCUCAUGCGGCUCUCCCUGGAGAGAUCAAGUGGAGACAUUCAGCCCCUCACCUCCUCUCACAGUUACCCUCAGCUGUCCAAUGGCCACUCUGGGCCUGUUGAACACCAGGGGACAGAGUUUCUCCAGUACCCUGAUCAGAGGGGACCUCCCCCGGACUACCCCUUCCUGGUCAGGGCUCCUGGAUACAUGCUCAGCCACUCACAGGAGACACACGGACACCGCUACCAGGAUCCUCCUCCCCCAUUCCACUCACAGCACAGGUAAAUAUGACACACAUAUACCAAUUAUGGGUGCCAGACCAGUAGUGACACCCUGUUUGCUAUAUGGGAUGAAUGUAGCCUAUAUCCCAGUGACCCUAUGUGUUUACAACCACCAUUCUUAAAUGAUACCGUUUGAUGCUAAUGAAUCCCUCUCCUCUCCCCAGGUACGUACCUGCCCAGCCCCAGGCAGAGAUGGUUCGACACAGUGUCCGCUCCGGUCCGGAGGUCUACAUGAGCCACAGCAGCCCCAGUAACGCCCAGAUGGACCUGUUCAGGGAGAAUGAGAGACUGAGGAAAGAGGUGGAGGGGUACAGCGAGAAGGCCGCCAGACUUCAGAAGGUGAGAGAGAGGAGACUUCCUUGGUUACAAUAAACGGAAUACGGUGCCGUUUGGAACGUUGAGGGUCUUCUACAAUCAUUCUAAUUCUAAUUCACAUUCUACAUUGACAUUUUAGUCAUUUAGCAGACGCCGUUAUCCACAGUGACUUACAGUCAGUUCAUUCAUCUUAAGAUAGCUAUGUGACAAGUCCCCUGUAGCUCAGUUGGUAGAGCAUGGCGUUUGCAACGCCAGGGUUGUGGGUUCGUUUUCCCACGGGGGGGCCAGUAUGAAAAAUGUAUGCACUCACUAACUGUGAGUCGCUCUGGAUAAGAGCGUCUGCUAAAUGACUAAAAUGUAAAUGUGAGACAAUCACAUGUCAUAGUAAGUACACUUUUCCUCAAUGAAGUAGCUAUCAGCAAAGUCAGAGCUAGAAAGGUGAGGGGUGGGUGCUGUGGAAUUAUUUAAUAUACUUAUUGAAGAGGUAGGGUUUUCAAAUGUUUUCGGAAGAUGGGCAGGAACUCUGCUGUCCUAACUUCAGAGGUACAGUGGCUUGCACAAGUAUUCACCCCCCCUUGGCAUUUUUCCUAUUUUGUUGCCUUACAACCUGGAAUUAAAAUUGAUUUUUUGGGGGGGGUUGUAUCAUUUGAUUUACACAACAUGCCUACUACUUUGAAGAUGCAAAAUAUGUUUUAUUGUGAAACAAACAAGAAAUAAGACAAAAAAACAGAAAACUUGAGCGUGCAUAACUAUUAACCCCUAUUAACUAUUAACCCCCCCCAAAGUCAAUACUUUGUAGAGCCACCUUUUGCAGCAAUUACAGCUGCAAGUCUCUUGGGGUAUGUCUCUAUAAGCUUGGCACAUCUAGCCACUGGGAUUUUUGCCCAUUCUUCAAGGCAAUACUGCUCCAGCUCCUUCAAGUUGGAUGGGUUCCACUGGUGUACAGCAAUCUUUAAGUCAUACCACAGAUUAUCAAUUGGAUUGAGGUCUGGGCUUUGACUAGGCCAUUCCAAGACAUUUAAAUGUUUCCCCUUAAACCACUUGAGUGUUGCUUUAGCAGUAUGCUUAGGGUCAUUGUCCUGUUGGAAGGUGAACCUCCGUCCCAGUCUCAAAUCUCUGGAAGACUGAAACAGGUUUCCCUCAAGAAUUUCCCUGUAUUUAGCGCCAUCCAUCAUUCCUUCAAUUCUGACCAGUUUCCCAGUCCCUGUCGAUGAAAAAAACAUCCCCACAGCAUGAUGCUGGAUGGUGUUCUCGGGGUGAUGAGAGGUGUUGGGUUUGCCCCAGACAUAGCGUUUUCCUUGAUGGCCAAAAAACUCAAUUUUAGUCUCAUCUGAGCAGAGUACCUUCUUCCAUAUGUUUGGGGAGUCUCCCACAUGGCUUUUGGCGAACACCAAAUGUGUUUGCUUAUUUUUUCUUUAAGCAAUGGCUUUUUUCUGGCCACUCUUCUGUAAAGCCCAGCUCUGUGGAGUGUACGUCUUAAAGUGGUCCUAUGGACAGAUACUCCAAUCUCUGCUGUGGAGCUUUGCAGAUCCUUCAGGGUUAUCUUUGGUCUCUUUGUUGCCUCUCUGAUUAAUGCCCUCCUUGCCUGGUCCGUGAGUUUUGGUGGGCGGCCCUCUCUUUGCAGGUUUGUUGUGGUGCCAUAUUCUUUCCAUUUUUUAAUAAUGGAUUUAAUGGUGCUCCGUGGGAUGUUCAAAUUUUCUGAUAUUUUUUUAUAACCCAACCCUGAUCUGUACUUCUCCACAACUUUGUCCCUGACCUGUUUGGAGAGCUCCUUGGUCUUCAUGGUGCCGCUUGCUUGGUGGUGCCCCUUGCUUAGUGGUGUUGCAGACUCUGGGGCCUUUCAGAACAGGUGUAUAUAUACUGAGAUCAUGUGACAGGAUCAUGUGACACUUAGAUUGCACACAGGUGGACUUUAUUUAACGAAUUAUGUGACUUCUGAAGGUAAUUGGUUGCACCAGAUCUUAUUUAGGAGCUUCAUAGCAAACGGGGUGAAUACAUAUGCACGCACCACUUUUCCGUGAUUUAUUUUUUUGAAUUUUUUGAAACAAGUUAUUAAUCACCAAUUUGGACUAUUUUGUGUUCGUCCAUUACAUGAAAUCCAAAUAAAAAUCCAUUUAAAUUACAGGUUGUAAUGCAACAGAAUAGGAAAAACGCCAAGGGUGAUGAAUACUUUUGCAAGGCACUGUAAGCUGGUUCGACCAUUGGGGUGCCAGGACAGAGAAGGGCUUGGACUGUGCUGAGUGGGAGCUGCCCUCCCGUAGGGAUGGGAGGGCCAAGAGGCCAGAGGUGGCAGAACGGAGUGCUCGAGUUGGGGUGUAGGGUUUUGAACAUAGCCUGAAGGUAAGGAGGGGCAUUUCCUUUUGCUGCUCCAUAGGUAAGCACCAUGGUCUUGUAAUGGAUGUGAGCUUCAACUGGAAGCCAGUGAAGUGUGCGGAGGAAAGGCUUGACAUGGGAGAACUUGGGAAGGUUGAAAACUGGGCUGCAGCGUUCUGGAUAAGUUGCAGGGGUUUGAUGGCACAAGCGUGGAGCCCAGCCAACAGCGAGUUGCAGUAGUCCAGACGGGAGACGACAAGUGCCUGGAUUAGGACCUGCACUGCUUCCUGUGUGAGGUAGGGUUAUACUCUACGGAGGUUAUAGAGCAUGACCCUGCAGGAGCGAGUCACUGCUUUGAUGUUUGCAGAGAACGACAGGAUGUUGUCCAGGGUCAAGCCAAGGUUCUUUGCACUCUGGGAGGGGGAGACCAUUGAGUUGUCAACCAUGAAGGAGAGGUCUGAGCGGGCAGGCCUUCCCCAGGAGAAAGAGCAGCUCCUUCUUGUCAAGAUUGAGCUUGAGGGGGUGGGCCGACAUACAAGCUUAUAGUUACCUGCCAGCGACGUAAAGGUGCGUGUCGCCACCUGGGUGUCAGAAGGGGGGAAGGAGAAACGUAGUUGAGUGUCCAUCCGCAUAGCGAUGAUGGGAGAGACCAUGUGAGGAUAUGACGGAGCUGAGUGACUUGGUGUAUAGAGAGAAGAGGAGAGGGCCUAGAACCGAGCCCUGGGGGACACCAGUAGUGAGAGUACGUGGUGCAGACACAGAUCCUCUCCACGUCACCUGGUAGGAGCGGCCUGCCAGGCAGGAUGGAAUCCUGAGAGUGUGGAGAGCCGUGAGACACCCAGCACUGAGAGGGUGGAGAGGAGGAUCACAGCGUAGAAGGCAGACCAGCACUGAGAGGGUGGAGAGGAGGAUCACAGCGUAGAAGGCAGGUCUAGGAGGAUGAGAACAGAGGAGAGAGAGUCAGCUUUGGCAGAGCGGAGAGCCUCCGUGACACAGAGAAGAGCAGUCUCGGUUGAGUGACCCGUCUUGAAGCCUAACUGGUCAGGGUCAUGAAGACGGUUCUGAGAGAGAUAGCGAGAGAGUGGGUCAGAGACGGCACGGUCAAGCUAAUACUGCCCUUGAAUGAUUCCGUCAAUGCAUCCUGUUCAUAGCAGUGUGUCUGCUUGUAAUGUAGUUUAGUGACAGUAAUAUAUUUUGAGUAAACUAUAAUUUGAUUAUAAUAGCAUGAAUAGGUUUUAUUUCUAAGCCCUGUUGGCUCACAAAGGUUGUGGAGGUAGGUAGCGAACUAUAAAGUGUGUGUGUGUGUGUGUGUGUGUGUGUGUGUGUGUGUGUGUGUGUGUGUGUGUUUGCCAAUGCUGCAUAUCAGUGAGAUUAGUCCUCUAGCUGUGCUGUAGCAGGAAUGUGCACCGUGGACGGAUCACAGGGACCUUUCUGUUCAUUUUGGAAUCAUUGAUUUCUAGUGACAGACAGAGACAUGUAGACAGGUGAUGUUAGUGACAGACAGAGACAUGUAGACAGGUGAUGUUAGUGACAGACAGAGACAUGUCAACAGGUGAUGUUAGUGACAGACAGAGACAUGUAGACAGGUGAUGUUAGUGACAGACAGAGACAUGUCAACAGGUGAUGUUAGUGACAGACAGAGACAUGUAGACAGGUGAUGUUAGUGACAGACAGAGACAUGUAGACAGGUGAUGUUAGUGACAGACAGAGACAUGUAGACAGGUGAUGUUAGUGACAGACAGAGACAUGUAGACAGGUGAUGUUAGUGACAGACAGAGACAUGUAGACAGGUGAUGUUAGUGACAGACAGAGACAUGUAGACAGGUGAUGUUAGUGACAGACAGAGACAUGUAGACAGGUGAUGUUAGUGACAGACAGAGACAUGUCAACAGGUGAUGUUAGUGACAGACAGAGACAUGUAGACAGGUGAUGUUAGUGACAGACAGAGACAUGUCAACAGGUGAUGUUAGUGACAGACAGAGACAUGUCAACAGGUGAUGUUAGUGACAGACAGAGACAUGUAGACAGGUGAUGUUAGUGACAGACAGAGACAUGUAACAGGUGAUGUUAGUGACAGACAGAGACAUGUCAACAGGUGAUGUUAGUGACAGACAGAGACAUGUCAACAGGUGAUGUUAGUGACAGACAGAGACAUGUAGACAGGUGAUGUUAGUGACAGACAGAGACAUGUAGACAGGUGAUGUUAGUGACAGACAGAGACAUGUCAACAGGUGAUGUUAGUGACAGACAGAGACAUGUCAACAGGUGAUGUUAGUGACAGACAGAGACAUGUCAACAGGUGAUGUUAGUGACAGACAGAGACAUGUAGACAGGUGAUGUUAGUGACAGACAGAGACAUGUCAGACAGGUGAUGUUAGUGACAGACAGAGACAUGUCAACAGGUGAUGUUAGUGACAGACAGAGACAUGUAACAGGUGAUGUUAGUGACAGACAGAGACAUGUCAACAGGUGAUGUUAGUGACAGACAGAGACAUGUAGACAGGUGAUGUUAGUGACAGACAGAGACAUGUCAACAGGUGAUGUUAGUGACAGACAGAGACAUGUCAACAGGUGAUGUUAGUGACAGACAGAGACAUGUCAACAGGUGAUGUUAGUGACAGACAGAGACAUGUAGACAGGUGAUGUUAGUGACAGACAGAGACAUGUAGACAGGUGAUGUUAGUGACAGACAGAGACAUGUAGACAGGUGAUGUUAGUGACAGACAGAGACAUGUCAACAGGUGAUGUUAGUGACAGACAGAGCAUGCACGGUGAUGUUAGUGACAGACAGAGACAUGUAACAGGUGAUGUUAGUGACAGACAGAGACAUGUAGACAGGUGAUGUUAGUGACAGACAGAGACAUGUAGACAGGUGAUGUUAGUGACAGACAGAGACAUGUAGACAGGUGAUGUUAGUGACAGACAGAGACAUGUAGACAGGUGAUGUUAGUGACAGACAGAGACAUGUAGACAGGUGAUGUUAGUGACAGACAGAGACAUGUAGACAGGUGAUGUUAGUGACAGACAGAGACAUGUAGACAGGUGAUGUUAGUGACAGACAGAGACAUGUAGACAGGUGAUGUUAGUGACAGACAGAGACAUGUCAACAGGUGAUGUUAGUGACAGACAGAGACAUGUAGACAGGUGAUGUUAGUGACAGACAGAGACAUGUCAACAGGUGAUGUUAGUGACAGACAGAGACAUGUCAACAGGUGAUGUAGUGACAGACAGACAGGUGAUGUUAGUGACAGACAGAGACAUGUCAACAGGUGAUGUUAGUGACAGACAGAGACAUGUAGACAGGUGAUGUUAGUGACAGACAGAGACAUGUCAACAGGUGAUGUUAGUGACAGACAGAGACAUGUAGACAGGUGAUGUUAGUGACAGACAGAGACAUGUAGACAGGUGAUGUUAGUGACAGACAGAGACAUGUCAACAGGUGAUGUUAGUGACAGACAGAGACAUGUAGACAGGUGAUGUUAGUGACAGACAGAGACAUGUAGACAGGUGAUGUUAGUGACAGACAGAGACAUGUAGACAGGUGAUGUUAGUGACAGACAGAGACAUGUAGACAGGUGAUGUUAGUGACAGACAGAGACAUGUAGACAGGUGAUGUUAGUGACAGACAGAGACAUGUAGACAGGUGAUGUUAGUGACAGACAGAGACAUGUAGACAGGUGAUGUUAGUGACAGACAGAGACAUGUCAACAGGUGAUGUUAGUGACAGACAGAGACAUGUAGACAGGUGAUGUUAGUGACAGACAGAGACAUGUAGACAGGUGAUGUUAGUGACAGACAGAGACAUGUAGACAGGUUGAUGUUAGUGGACAGACAGAGACAUGUAGACAGGUGAUGUUAGUGACAGACAGAGACAUGUAGACAGGUGAUGUUAGUGACAGACAGAGACAUGUCAACAGGUGAUGUUAGUGACAGACAGAGUCCUUCCUCCUCCUCCUCCUCUUGCUCUUCCUCUUCCUCCUCCUCCCUCCUCCUCCUGCUCUUCCUCCUCCUCCUCCUCCUCCUCCUCCUCCUCCUCCUCCUCCUCCCCCUCCUCCGCCUCGUCCUCCUCCUCCCACCUGCUCCUCCUGCUCCUCCUCCUCCUCCUCCCCCUCCACUUCACCUACCCCUGCUCCUCCCCCUCCUCCUCCUCCACCUGCUCCUGCUCCUCCCCCUCCUCCUCCCCCUCCACCUCCUCCCACCUUCUCCUCCUGCUCCUCCUCCUCCUCCUCCCCCUCCACUUCACCUACCCCUGCUCCUCCUCCUCUUCCUCCUCCUCCUCCUCCUCCUCCUCCUCCUGCUCCUCCUCCCCCUCCACUUCACUUACUCUGCUCCUCCACAUCCUGUUCCUCCUCCCCCUCUUCCACCUGCUCCUGCUCCUCCACUGCCUGCUCCUCCUCCUCUCCCUCCCAUCCCCCUCCUCCUCCCACUAUUCCUCCUUCCCCUGCUCCUCCACUUCUCCUCCUCCACCUCCUACUCCUCUUCCUGCUCCUCCUCCACAUGUCUCAUUCAUUCAGCAUCACAGUCUUGUGAGACCAUGGAUUCCUUGAUUAAGCCUUGGGGGUCUUAAAUCCGCCCUCAGAUAGUUUUGUUUAUUGUCGCUUUUCCACUGUUGGACUUUUCACUAGUGUUUUAUUGUCGCCUUUUCACUAUCAGACUUUUCACCAGUGUUUUAUUGUCGCCUUUUCACUAUCAGACUUUUCACCAGUGUUUUCAGGCUUUUGUGUUUCCACCUCUGAGGCCUGGCCCAAAAAAAGCCCCUCAAAAUGUGACGAUUGGUGUGGGAUGAGCUGUGUUUUAAGGUAGAGACCCUCAGACUGACAGUAUCCUCUUGUGUGUUUCCUCCCAGCUGGAAGUGGAAAUCCAGAGGAUAUCUGAGGCCUACGAGACCCUGAUGAACGGCUCAGCCAAGAGAGAGACCCUGGAGAAAACCAUGAGGAACAAACUGGAGUCAGAGAUCAAGAGACUACACGACUUCAACAGAGACCUCAGAGGUAAAGGCUACCAGCAGCUAGAUGCUAAUGCUAACACAGCUAGUCAUUGCAAAUAAGAAUCUGUUUUUGAUGGACCUUACCUGCAUGAAUAAAGGUUAAAUAAAGCAAAGCUAAAGACUUCACUAGCUACCUGUUUUGAUUAAUUGUACUGCAGUGGGUUAAAUCAGGGUCACGCAGAGUGUUUCUUGACAGUCUUAAACAAAUCUACUUUGAAACAGAAUUAUACACCUCACACUUAUGGGCUUAAAGAAAGGAGACACCUGUCCCAUGUCAGAUAUAGAGUUGAAAUGUAUUACAUUAUGAGUUUGCAUCCCAAUAUUACACUUUAUAUACAUCACAGAAGACUGAAAUAUAACCAAAACCGUUUGACAUAGAAACACCGGAUUUUCUGCAGGUUUUUUGAAAGAAUGUUUAUUAAUUAUAAAAGAAUGAAAAAUAUUAAUAACGUUCCAUCCAUGAGACCACUAGAGGGCGCUUUGGUCACUUGACUGCAGGAAAGCUACCAACCUGGAGCAGGAGUCUUUGGGGUUUAAGUGUGGCUCUCCCCUAAAGAGGUAAUAAUAGAUCAUAAUUGAUUUCCCUCCCUCUCUCUUUGACCUGUAGAUCGUCUGGACACAGCUACCAAACAGUUGGUAGCCAAAGAGGUUGAAUCAGCAGACCAGAAACAGCAAGUCUUCAACAAACUCCUCAAACAAAGUAAGUAGAGAUCAGAUACCUCCCCAACAUGUUGAGAGAGAGAGACGAAAGAGGAAACACUGGCUUUCUUGUUGUUGCUUACUCUUCAUAAUCGCUUGAGUAAGACGUUCUGUGGAGAGAGGGCAGGGCGCUGGGCAAGAGAGAGCGUUUUCAGAUCUGUUUGCAAGGGCUGUUUUUUUUUUUUUACAAAUCACACAGCAUUGUGAAACACUUCACCCUGGGAUUCUGUGGCAGGUACAUAGUUCUCCUAGACUCUGACUGAUAUCGCUGCCAUAUUAAUGUAGUCCGUGGUCCGUGGUCAGAGGUCAGUGGUCAGAGGGGAGGCCGGCUAAGGGGGGACAUUCCCUGCUCUCUGCUCCUGUCUCCCUCUCCUUGGCGCUUGAACGCCAGUCAUUAUUCACAGCCCUCCACAAGUAAAUGUGGCCUGGAUUCCUGGAAUUUAUUGAGGUAUUUCAGACUGUUCCGUUCACUGGGAAUGCCUCCCUCCCCCUGCUCUGCUGCGCAGGGCUCCAUAGCUGUUGAGCUGCCGAGCUCCCUCCCUUCCUCAAGGGGAACUAAUGCAGGGCUUCCAUUCCCCACUCACAGCGCACUGACCCCUUGAUAGAUAUGUCUCCAUCUUUGGGCAUUUCUUCACCUCAGUAUGUGACGUCAGGUUUACUAUCACAUUGUUAUUGGCUGGCCUUUGGCAACGGGAACUGCCACUGCCCUGGCACUCAUUGUUGUGGUAAAGCUUCACAACUGUUAUUUAGUGAACUUGGUAUUGUAUUGGGAAAUGAAGUUUAAAUCAGCUUAAAGUAGGCCUUCAUCAGCGGUUAUGUCACAAAAUAACAACGUUCCGGUUUAACAGUCACACUACCAUGUCUGUUGGCCUCCAGGAGCAAUGAUUACACUCUGAGGAAUGUUCGUAUGAACAUUACAUGUACCUAUUUUGACGGUGUCAAAAUGUCAGUUGGUGGGUCGAAAAGGGGGUUUACAUGCUUUUGGCUCAUAGAAGAUUCCAAACAGUACUGAAAGACAGAGCUGCAUAUGAAACACUAUAGUGGGGCAUGAUCAUGUAGUCUAGCCUAAACCUUUACACUGCACUGUACAGUAACAUGGAACCUUUACACUGCACUGUACAGUAACAUGGAACCUUUACACUGCACUGUACAGUAACAUGGAACCUUUACACUGCACUGUACAGUAACAUGGAACCUUUACACUGCACUGUACAGUAACAUGGAACCUUUACACUGCACUGUACAGUAACAUGGAACCUUUACACUGCACUGUACAGUAACAUGGAACCUUUACACUGCACUGUACAGUAACAUGGAACCUUUACACUGCUCUGUACAGUAACAUGGAACCUAAACCUUUACACUGCACUGUACAGUAACAUGGAACCUUUACACUGCACUGUACAGUAACAUGGAACCUUUACACUGCUCUGUACAGUAACAUGGAGCCUAAACCUUUACACUGCACUGUACAGUAACAUGGAACCUUUACACUGCUCUGUACAGUAACAUGGAACCUUUACACUGCACUGUACAGUAACAUGGAGCCUAAACCUUUACACUGCACUGUACAGUAACAUGGAACCUUUACACUGCACUGUACAGUAACAUGGAACCUUUACACUGCACUGUACAGUAACAUGGAACCUUUACACUGCUCUGUACAGUAACAUGGAGCCUAAACCCUGGUCAAAAGUAGUGCACCAUAUAGGGAAUAGGGUGCCAUUUGUGCUCCAGUGAACACUGUCUGUAGGAAAUGGUUAAGAGGAAGUCUGCUUUCCCUUUUAGUCCAAAGGAAACAACGUGAACAUGUUGCUCUUGGAUAACUGUUUUAAAGGAGGUUAGGGGGCAGAUGGGAUUAGGGUUGGGCGGUAUCCAGAUUUUCAAAAUGUCAUACCGUCCUUCUCUCACCCCGGGAUUUACGGUACUACCGGCUUAGUCCACAUGGGGGCGCCGAAAACGCAAACAAGCCCAUUGGGCUCUAUUACCAGAAUACUAACAAAAUUAGCACAAGUAAUAGCGAAUUUCCAUGGAGGCUGCUAGCUAAAUAUGCUAACAAGUGGGAAAAUCACCCUGAUUAACUCUUUAGUAUUAUCCCAGUUUACCUAUUUGCUUAUGGUCUUGCCUACGCCUAGCGAACAGUUUUUUAAAUUAUAUGAGAAAAUAAUUUUCCAUUUUAAAUGGAACGGCAAGCCAGACAGAAUUAAACGGGCCUAUUUAUAUAAUGAAUAUGAAAAUCGGAGGACAGAAAUGAUUAAAUAUUAAAGCAUUAGACCUAUCGCUAAAAGCUUCAGUCAUACAAAAGUUAUACUUAAAUCCGAACUGGUUCUCUAGCAAAUUAGUAAAAUUGUCUCACCCAAUGUUCAAGAAUGGCCUUUUUCCCUUUAUUCAGAUUACAACUCAGUUAUUUGAAAAGGAAAUAAUCUCCCAAAUAUUACUAUUUCUAAAAUAAGCCAUAGAAAGUUGGUUGCAAUUUCAAUUUAAUCCUCCAGAAACUACAGAACAAAUAAUGCAACAAAUAUUGUGGUUAAACUCAAAUAUACUAAUUGAUAAAAAAAAAGAUUAAUAAAAAAAAAAAAAAAAAAAAAAAAGUUUAAUCUUCGUAAAUGAUGUCAUCGGUAGGACUGGUGGAGUUAUGUCGCACAUGCAGCUAACAAAAACAUAUGGAAAUGUCUGCUCUACCCAAAAUUACAACCAAAUAAUUGCAGCAUUACCGCAAAAAUGGAAGAGGAAAGUGGAAGGGGGGAAAGGUAAGGAACAUGUCUGUCGGCCGCAUUAAAGAAUAUAAUUGGUUAAAGAAAACUGUGAUAAAUAAAAAAGUCGACCAGUUUCAUUUAAGGACCAAAGGAUUGACAGCCGUCCCAUAUAGAUUGCAAAAUAGUUGGAGAGAGAUUUUUGACGUACCGAUUCCAUGGCAUGUUUAUGAACUGAUUCGCAAAACGACGCCAGAUUCAAAACUUAGAAUAUUUUCAAUUUAAAUUAUUAUAUAAAAUUCUUGCUACCAAUAGAAUGUUAUUUAUAUGGGGGAAGAGACAGAAUCAUUAGAUAAUUUGUUUUGGUACUGUCCAUUUGUAGCUUGUUUUUGGACACAGGUCCAGGAAUGGCUAAAGGACUGCAAUAUUUACCUGGAGCUAACCCUGCAGAUAGCACUACUGGGUGAUCUGAAAAGUCAUAGUCAAUCGAUCAAUAAUAUAAUAAUACUUUUAGCAAAAAUGUUUAUUUUCAAUUUACAAUCUGUAGAAACAAUGAGAAUAGAAGGGUUCAGAACUUUUUUGAAACAUCACAGUACAGUUGAAAAAUAUAUGGCAAAUAGAAAUCCAAUAUGGAUGAUGUUAAGAGAUAGAUGGGAGGUGUUGAAUGGAGUUGAAGGAUGGGACUAAUAACAACUAACACCAACUAAUAACAACAAGAUAACUAAUGUAAAGCAUACUGUGUCCAUAAUAAGUAUAUAGGUUAUAGGUUGAGAGCUUUUGUGAAAGAGCACAGUUAGAAAGAUAUGUCAUAUAGAAGCAAACCGGAUGGACAUCAUGAAAAUGAUCGGAGAGGUUGAGGGUAGAGGAAGUUCAGGAGCAAAAACAAACAAAAUAUAAUUAUUGUAAAAUUGACUGUGUCCAUAUAAUGUAUAUAGUAUGUAUAAGCUGGAAGUAGAGGCCUAAGCGUUGUUGUUCACUAGUUUACUCCAAUUAGGGAAGGGGUGGUGGGGUUGGAAAUUAAUAAAGGGAAAUAUAUUUUUUUAAAGGAUAUAUAUAUAUAUAUAUAUAUAUAUAUAUAUAUAUAUAUAUAUAUAUAUGUAUAUAUGUAUGUAUAUGUAUUUAUAUGUAUGUAUGUGUAUAUAUCUGCAAUAUUAAAGCUGAUCUACCCCCUAAAAAAAGUAAUAAAAAAGAGCGCAAACAAGUAUAAACAAAAAUUGCAAAAACUGGCAAUCCAGCUCAUAAAGUUAUACAUAUACAGGUAGGAGCUGGUAGGAGCUGGUAGGAGCUGGUAGGAGCUGGUAGGAGCUGGUAGGAGCUACCGAAUGGCAUUUUUGGUGAGUUUUGACAUUUACAAAUGCAUGUGAUCGAGAGACAUUGUACAAAUGAACAAAGUUUGAAGCAAAGUUUUAACAGUACUGUCUCUGAAGCAGCAUGGUUACACGCUGUGUCUGUCUGGAGUCGCUAGGGCAACGGGCCUGCCUGCUCUGCUUGGAGUCGCUAGGGCAACGGGCCUGCCUGCUCUGCUUGGAGUCGCUAGGGCAACGGGCCUGCCUGCUCUGCUUGGAGUCGCUAGGGUAACGGGUCUGCCUGCUCUGCUUGGAAUCGCUAGGGCAACGGGCCUGCCUGCUCUGCUUGGAGUCGCUAGGGCAACGGACCUGCCUGCUCUGCUUGGAGUCGCUAGGGCAACGGGCCUGCCUGCUCUGCUCGGAGUCGCUAGGGCAACGGGCCUGCCUGCUCUGCUUGGAGUCGCUAGGGCAACGGGCCUGCCUGCUCUGCUCGGAGAAGAGGGCGGAGGAGCAGACGGACCGAGAACAGAGAGGAGAAAAUAGCAAGGAAAUCAAGAGAUAGCAGCUGGUACAGAUAACUGAUCCAAAGGGCUUUGACUUCUCAAACACGGCAGAAAGCCAACACAAUAUGAUGCCUCAUCUCAUUAAUUCAGCCACUUACUUAGAUAGCAAGUUAAACUUAGGGAUCGUGUUAAAGGCAGAAUUCUGCGUUUUUCACUGAGGAAAAAAAGACAAAACGCAUAAGAAAUAUCUUGCUGCGUUUUUGUAAACACAGAUCUAAAAUGCUUCUUAUUGACAUUUCUGCUCAGCAUCAGACUCAUUUUGUGCUUCAGUUGCACUAAAUCCGGAUGAGAAUUCACCAACGGUCGUUCUAUCAGCUGACAUCAGCUCUGACUGAUGUCUAGCUACUUUUCUCCGGUACUUUUCUCAGUGUAUACAGUCUACUUUCUCUGGUAAAAUGCUAGAUUAACUUUAAGAAAAACAUUACGAAAUUUAGCUGGCUACAUUCUUUCUAUGUUAGGCCUAAACAUUAGAAAUAUGUUGGCCAUGCAUCGUUUUAGCAAAAAAGGCCUUGGUUCUUCAUUGUAACCUCAUUUACUUGUGUGGCUGCCAGCCACUUUGGUUGUCAUCUGAUGAAAAUGAAGCUGUUUUAUGCCGAAUGUGUUGCACUAAUGUAUUUUCUGUGAAGGAAAACUAUAGUUGCACGUCCCUGAUCACUCUGUUGAAGCAAAAAAACACUUGACUUUCAAUAUAAAACGCGACCCCUGUCAAAACUCAGCUGGACUCACCUGCUCCCGCUUUCUCCCGUUGUGUUAUUUACAAACAAACACGUGACUGGUUCAACUGUUCUGGGAAACAGUACAGUAAGCUUCAUAAUGUCUGUAGCAGCCCCUCUCACCUGAACAUCUCACCUGAACAUUUCACCUGAACAUCUCACCUGAACAUUUCACCUGAACAUUUCACCUGAACAUUUCACCUGAACAUUUCACCUGAACAUUUCACCUGAACAUUUCACCUGAACAUCUCACCUGAACGUUUCACCUGAACAUUUCACCUGAACGUUUCACCUGAACAUUUCACCUGAACAUUUCACCCGAACAUCUCACCCGAACAUUUCACCUGAACAUUUCACCUGAACAUUUCACCUGAACAUCUCACCUGAACAUUUCACCUGAACAUUUCACCUGAACAUUUCACCUGAACAUUUCACCUGAACAUUUCACCUGAAUAUUUCCCCUGAACAUUUCACCUGAACAUCUCACCUGAACAUUUCACCUGAAUAUUUCACCUGAACAUUUCACCUGAACAUCUCACCUGAACAUCUCACCUGCACAUUUCACCUGAACGUUUCACCUGAACAUCUCACCUGAACAUUUCACCUGAACAUCUCACCUGAACAUUUCACCUGAAUAUUUCACCUGAACAUUUCACCUGAACAUCUCACCUGAAUAUUUCACCUGAACAUUUCACCUGAACAUUUCCUCUCCUCUUUUCUGUCUCUCUCCUAGAUGAACAGCAGCAGUGGGAGGUGCAGCGUCUCCGUGGUUCCGGGGAGGAGUGGCUCCGGUGCCGGGAGGUUCUGGAGCUGGCCCUGAGGUCGGCACAGGCCCGUAACCUGGCCCUGGAGGAGGAGCUGGGGAGGAAGAGGGCGUACGUAGAGAAGGUAGAGCGGCUGCAGAGUGCCCUGGGACAGCUACAGGCCGUCUGUGAGAAGAGAGAGGCCCUGGAACUGAGGCUGAGGACCAGGCUGGAGCAGGAGCUGAAGAGCCUCCGAGCAGCACAGGUGAGCAGAGGAGAGGAGAGGAGAGGAGAGGAGAGGAGAGGAGACAUACACAAACUAUGAUUAAUCCUAUAUCAGGGCUGUUCAACUCCGGUCCUGAAGUGUUUCGGCCCUCCAGGACCAGAAUAUAUAAAAUGAAAACCUUAUGAUCCACCUUAACACGUAAUAUUUGACAACCCCCAAGUCUGUCUGUACAGUAAACACAGUCUUACAUAUGUGUGUGUGUAUGGAUGUACAGUGAGGGAAAAAAGUAUUUGAUCCCCUGCUGAUUUUGUACGUUUGCCCACUGACAAAGACAUGAUCAGUCUAUAAUUUGAUUGGUAGGUUUAUUUGAACAGUGAGAGACAGAAUAGCAACAAAAAAAUCCAGAGAAACGCAUGUAAAAAAUGUUAUGAAUUGAUUUGCAUUUUAAUGAGGGAAAUAAGUAUUUGACCCCUCUGCAAAACAUGACUUAGUAAUUGGUGGCAAAACCCUUGUUGGCAAUCAGAGGUCAGACAUUUCUUGUAGUUGGCCACCAGGUUUGCACACAUCUCAGGAGGGAUGUUGUCCCACUCCUCUUUGCAGAUCUUCUCCAAGUCAUUAAGGUUUCGAGGCUGACGUUUGGCAACUCAAACCUUCAGCUCCCUCCACAGAUUUUCUAUGGGAUUAAGGUCUGGAGACUGGCUAGGCCACUCCAGGACCUUAAUGUGCUUCUUCUUGAGCCACUCCUUUGUUGCCUUGGCCGUGUGUUUUGGGUCAUUGUCAUGCUGGAAUACCCAUCCACGACCCAUUUUCAAUGCCCUGGCUGAGGGAAGGAGGUUCUCACCCAAGAUUUGACGGUACAUGGCCCCGUCCAUCGUCCCUUUGAUGCAGGGAAGUUGUCCUGUCCCCUUAGCAGAAAAACACCCCCAAAGCAUAAUGUUUCCACCUCCAUGUUUGACGGUUGGGAUGGUGUUCUUGGGGUCAUAGGCAGCAUUCCUCCUCCUCCAAACACGGCGAGUUGAGUUGAUGCCAAAGAGCUCGAUUUUGGUCUCAUCUGACCACAACACUUUCACCCAGUUCUCCUCUGAAUCAUUCAGAUGUUCAUUGGCAAUCUUCAGACGGCCCUGUAUAUGUGCUGGCUUGAGCAGGGGGACCUUGCGUGCGCUGCAGGAUUUUAAUCCAUGACGGCGUAGUGUGUUACUAAUGGUUUUCUUGGUGACUAUGGUCCCAGCUGCCUUGAGAUCAUUGACAAGAUCCUACCGUGUAGUUCUGGACUGAUCCCUCACCUUCCUCAUGAUCAUUGAUGCCCCACGAGGUGAGAUCUUGCAUGGAGCCCCAGACCGAGGGUGAUUGACCGUCAUCUUGAACUUCUUCCAUUUUCUAAUAAUUGCGCCAACAGUUGUUGCCUUCUCACCAAGCUGCUUGCCUAUUGUCCUGUAGCCCAUCCCAGCCUUGUGCAGGUCUACAAUUUAAUCCCUGAUGUCCUUACACAGCUCUCUGGUCUUGGCCAUUGUGGAGAGGUUGGAGUCUGUUUGAUUGAGUGUGUGGACAGGUGUCUUUUAUACAGGUAACGAGUUCAAACAGGUGCAGUUAAUACAGGUAAUGAGUGGAGAACAGGAGGGCUUCUUAAAGAAAAACUAACAGGUCUGUGAGAGCCGGAAUUCUUACUGGUUGGUAGGUGAUCAAAUACUUAUGUCAUGCAAUAAAAUGCAUAUUAAUUACUUAAAAAUCAUACAAUGUGAUUUUCUGGAUUUUUGUUUUAGUUGAAGUGUACCUAUGAUAAAAAUUACAGACCUCUACAUGCUUUGUAAGUAGGAAAACCUGCAAAAUCGGCAGUGUAUCAAAUACUUGUUCUCCCCACUGUAUAUAUUUGCGAGAAAAAAACAACAUAUGGGGGAUUGGAAGUAUGCAGACAAUUACAUUGAUGGAAGUUACAAUCUAUCUGAAAUAUUCAAGCUGAUCUACCCCUUAAAAAAAUAAAAUAUAUAUAUAUAAAAAACAACAACAAAAAACAACAGUCUUACAAAACAAAACAGCUCCAUGUUUGUUUGAAAAAUCCUUCAUUACAUUUCAUUCCGUGGUAUCAGUCCCACAGCGCGGCCAGCGGCCCCGGCUCCACGGUGUCCGUACAGCUGCAGCUGGCUGAAGGAGAGGAGAGGAUCCUGGCUCUGGAGGCCGACGUCACACGCUGGGAACAGAAGUACCUGGAGGAGAGCACCAUGAGGCAGUUCGCCAUGGACGCAGCCGCUACUGCUGCGGCUCAGAGAGACACCAGCGUCAUCAAACGCUCCCCUCGCCACUCACCCAACAGCAGCUUCAACGACCACCUGCCAUCCAGCCGCAGACAUCAGGAGAUGGAGAAUAGGUACAUAUCUUUGCUGUUAACUUUCUGCUCACUGGACGUUGUACAGUAACACCAGUUGGUCUGACCUAGGUGAAGAAUCUGUCGAUGUGCCCUUGAGCAAGGCACUUAACCCUAAUUGCUCCUGUAAGUCGCUCUGGAUAAGAGCGUCUGCUAAAUGACAAAAAAUAAAUAAAAAAACUCACACAUUGGUAGAUAGAUCAACAUAGUUAUCUGAGUAACUAAAUAUGCAAUCUUUGUGUGUGUAGGGUCCGAGUGCUGCACUCCCAGCUCCUGGAGAAGGAUGCAGUGAUCAGGGUGUUACAGCAGCGGUCCCAACGGGAGCAGAUCAGGCUAGAGCAGCAGGCCCUCCGCCCUGCCAGGUCCGUCCCCUCCGUCAGCACCGAGGCCAACGGCUCAACCUCCACCAGUGGCCCAGUGGAGCAACCCAUCCGGGGGAAAGGUGAGCUCUAGGGCCCUGGGUCCCAAAUGGUACCUUAUAGUGGACUACUUUUGAUAAGGGCCCAUAGGGUCAAAAAGGUCAAAAGUAGUCCACUAUGUAGGGAAUAUGACAGUGGAGGCUCCUCAGAGUAGGAAGGAGAGGACCAUCCUCCUCAGUGAAUUUCAUAAAAAUAAAAUAGUGAAACAUUAAAAAAGUUAUCCUUUUUAGAUAAAACUAUACUAAAUAUAUUCACGUCACCCAAUAAUUUAUUAAAACACACUACGGUAGCCUCAGCAGUACUCUCUAGGGUAGCACCAUGGUGUAGCCGGAGGACAGCUAGCUUCCGUCCUCCCCUGGGUACAUUGACUUCAAUACAAAACCUAGGAGACUCAUGGUUCUCACACCCUUCCAUAGACUUACACAGUAAUUAUGACAACUUCCGGGAGGACGUCCUCCAACCUAUCAGAGCUCUUGUAGCAUGAACUGACAUGUUGUCCACCCAAUUAAAGGAUCAGAGAACGGAUCUAGCACUUUCACUUUCUCAGCUGAUGUCAAAUGCAGCUAGCUAGUUCAGCUGACUCAAACACCCGGCUCAAACAGAGAGGGCUGCUAUGUUAGCUAGCUGAGCCACUUGUGUGGGUUGUAGACUCCGUCUCAUGCUACCACUAGAGUGAAAGCACUGCCAGCAUUCAAAAGUGACCAAAACAUCAGCCAGGAAGCAUAGGAACUGAGAAGUGGUCUGUGGUCACCACAUGCAAAACCAGUCCUUUAUUGGGGGUGUCUUGCUAAUUGCCUAUAAUUUCCACCUGUUGUCUAAAUCCAUUUGCACAACAGCAUGUGAAAUGUAUUGUCAAUCAGUGUUGCUUCCUAAGUGGACAGUUUGAUUUCACAGAAGUGUGAUUGACUUGGAGUUACAUUGUGUUGUUUAAGUGUUCCCUUUAUUUUUUUGAGCAGUGUAUAACGAACUGUUUGUAUGUGGCUGCUAUGAAAGUGAACUGUGUUUACGCGUGAUCAGGGGUGUAUUCAUUCCGACGAUUCUGUUGAAAAAUGUUUUUUAAAACGCAAGCAAACGGAACGAAAUGGGGAUAAACAUAUCUGAAUUCGUCCAAUAGAAACUCUCAUUUGCAACUGUUGGACUAAUGGUUACACCCUAGAUAAGCUAGAUGCAAGGCAAGAGUGUGCAAGGCGAUAUUAAAUGUGUCACUGUCUGUCAUCUUUGAUUACUCAAAAUUCUCUCGACCUGUGCACCUGCGUUGUAAACUUUCAAUCAUAUGCUUCCCACAGUUGUGUCAAGAUGGCUGGAUAUCUUUUGGGUGGUGGAUCAUUUAAGCGUGAAAAACCCAGUAGUGUUGCAGUUCUUGACUCAAACCGCUGCGCCUGGCACCUACUACCAUACCCUGUUCAAAGGCCCUUAAAACUUUUGUCUUGCCCAUUCACCCUCUGAUUGGCACACACACACAAUUCAUGUCUCAAUUGUCUCAAGGCUUAAAAAUCCUUCUUUAACCUGUCUCCUCCCCUUCAUCUACACCACGUGUCAAACUCAUUCCACAGAGGGCCGAGUGUCUGCAGGUUUUCACUCCAUCCUUGUACUUAAUUGAUGAAUUAAGGUCACUAAUUAGUAAGGAACUCCCCUCAUCUGGUUGUCUAGGUCUUAAUUAAAUAGAAAAACCGAAAAACCAGCAGACACUCGGCCCUCCGUGGAAUGAGUUUGACAUCCUUCAUCUACACUUAUUGAAGUGGAUUUAACAAGUAACAUCAAUAAGGGAUCAAGCUUUCACCUGGUCAGUCUAUGUCAUGGAAAGAGCAGGUGUUCUUAAUGUUUUGUACACUCAGUGUAUCUACUUCCUGAAGAAUCUGGAGAAUUAUGACAUCACUGUCUUCUCCUUCUUUUUAGUCUUCUGGGGUCACAGGUCAUAACGCCUGGAGGAAUGUCAGAUCUAGAACAACCCAUGCUAUUAACUCAAGAGACAACUGGCGGCUGUUAAGCGUCUAGUGCAUAGUGUCGCCAGUCAGAAUGUUGCACUUCCUAAAAUAACUACUGUUGGGGAGAGGACACGGUGAGGGACUUUCCUCAAAUAGAUGACGACGUCUUUUAGUAACAGAAUGAAUGUACUGUAUGUCGUCUCCCCGCUCCGGGAUAGCCGCUCUAGAAUAGACGUGGCAGGGAAGCUCACAGAGCAGAUGUUUGAGCGUGUGUGCUUACGUGAUUAACCAGCUCCCUCUUGUUGUCUGUGAUCUGGUAAUUAACCAGCUUCCUGUUGUUGUCUGUGAUCUGGUAAUUAACCAGCUUCCUGUUGUUGUCUGUGAUCUGGUAAUUAACCAGCUUCCUGUUGUUGUCUGUGAUCUGGUAAUUAACCAGCUUCCUCUUGAUGUCUGUGAUCUGGUAAUUAACCAGCUUCCUGUUGUUGUCUGUGAUCUGGUAAUUAACCAGCUUCCUGUUGUUGUCUGUGAUCUGGUAAUUAACCAGCUUCCUCUUGUUGUCUGUGAUCUGGUAAUUAACCAGCUUCCUGUUGUUGUCUGUGAUCUGGUAAUUAACCAGCUUCCUCUUGUUGUCUGUGAUCUGGUAAUUAACCAGCUUCCUCUUGUUGUCUGUGAUCUGGUAAUUAACCAGCUUCCUGUUGUUGUCUGUGAUCUGGUAAUUAACCAGCUUCCUGUUGUUGUCUGUGAUCUGGUAAUUAACCAGCUUCCUCUUGUUGUCUGUGAUCUGGUAAUUAACCAGCUUCCUCUUGUUGUCUGUGAUCUCGUAAUUAACAAUUUUCCUGUUGUUGUCUGUGAUCCAGUAAUUAACCAUUUUCCUGUUGUUGUCUGUGAUCCAGUAAUUAACCAUUUUCCUGUUGUUGUCUGUGAUCCGGUAAUUAACCAUUUUCCUGUUGUUGUCUGUGAUCCAGUAAUUAACCAGCUUCCUGUUGUUGUCUGUGAUCCAGUAAUUAACCAGCUUUCCUCUUGUUGUCUGUGAUCCGGUAAUUAACCAGCUUCCUGUUGUUGUCUGUGAUCCAGUAAUUAACCAUUUUCCUCUUGUUGUCUGUGCUUGUAGGGAAGAGCCUCUCUGAUGACCAGACGGCUACUGCAGUGUGUCCUCUCUCCCUGUCCCCCCACCAACACCCCUGUGCCCCCCUGGCCCUGCCCGCCCUGCUGUUCCUGUCCAAGCCCGGAGCAGGGACAGCAGCACCCAGUGUGACCGUGACGUUCCGGCCCAGGAGACUGAUCUUACCGGCAUGCCAGCACCCCCUGAGGCUUCCUCGACCUCAACGCUUGCCUCUGGUGUGUAGCCUAUUCUGGAAUGGCUGUUGUGUAUGUAUUAACAAAUAGAAACAGUACCGGGACCCAAAAUGAGCACUGGCACCCAAAAUGAGCACUGGCACCUAAAGAGAAACAGUACCGGGACCCAAAAUGAGUACUGGUACCUAUUUCAGUCUCAUACAAUACAGAGAAAAUGACAUGUACAGUGGAGUUAGAGUGGAACACAGGGCUUCGUAUGAUGAUGUAAUAAUACAAGUCCUUUUGAUCUGUGCCGGUUAAAGUGGAACCAGAACCCAGGGUCAUGCCGGUUAAAGUGGAACCAGAACCCAGGGUCAUGCUGGUUAAAGUGGAACCAGAACCCAGGGUCAUGCUAGUUAAAGUGGAACCAGAACCCAGGGUCAUGCUGGUUAAAGUGGAACCAGAACCCAGGGUCAUAUAGGUUAAAGUGGAACCAGAACCCAGGGUCAUGCUAGUUAAAGUGGAACCAGAACACAGGGUCAUGCUGGUUAAAGUGGAACCAGAACCCAGGGUCAUGCUGGUUAAAGUGGAACCAGAACACAGGGUCAUGCUGGUUCAAGUGGAACCAGAACCCAGGGUCAUGCUGGUUCAAGUGGAACCAGAACCCAGGGUCAUGCUGGUUAAAGUGGAACCAGAACCCAGGGUCAUGCUAGUUAAAGUGGAACCAGAACCCAGGGUCAUGCUGGUUAAAGUGGAACCAGAACCCAGGGUCAUGCUGGUUCAAGUGGAACCAGAACCCAGGGUCAUGCUGGUUCAAGUGGAACCAGAACCCAGGGUCACAGCAGACAGUCUGAGUCCCAAAUGGUACCCUUCCAGGCUCAGAGAGGGGAAGUAG